Molecule: messenger RNA, 321 nt
Organism: Penicillium macrosclerotiorum
Lineage: Eukaryota; Fungi; Ascomycota; Eurotiomycetes; Eurotiales; Aspergillaceae
Product: cytochrome P450
Exons: 2
Coding region: 1-321 (106 amino acids)
Molecular function (GO): oxidoreductase activity, acting on paired donors, with incorporation or reduction of molecular oxygen; monooxygenase activity; iron ion binding
Source: RefSeq, a predicted model, not a curated record
AUGAUUGUCACCUGCUUUCGCAGCUAUCAUGUCAUCGCAAUGGCAGUCAAGGCUCAAUUUGCUUUGACUAUCUCACCUACCGCGCGGCGCUACCUCGCCCCCUCCCCCGGCCAUGAGGUCAGCCACGACGUUAUGACUUUUAAGGGUGGGCCACGACGCUGUCCUGCACAGUGGAUGGUCACCACCGAGGCUUCUUACAUGUUGGCUCGCUUUGCACAGGUCUAUCGACGUAUUGAACCUCGCGAUCCAGCUCCAUACACUGCAGUUAUGCGAAUUGGUCCCUCCAACAAGACUGGGGUGCAGAUUGCGCUUUAUAAAUGA